Messenger RNA from Exaiptasia diaphana, 2434 nucleotides. RefSeq names its product transient receptor potential cation channel subfamily A member 1. Bases 68 to 2434 code for a protein of 788 amino acids. The record is from RefSeq and is a predicted model, not a curated record. NCBI's taxonomy places the organism in Eukaryota, Metazoa, Cnidaria, Anthozoa, Actiniaria, Aiptasiidae. The transcript has 21 exons. Gene Ontology annotation, molecular function: protein binding.
AUCACUCUAAUAAUGUCGAGAUUGUUUACAAAUAAUCUGACCUCUUUAAUGUAACUUAACUCACAAUAUGAGUAUUCUGAACGUUGCCAAAGGAGUCAAGUCAGCUGCAAGCUCUCUCGCCUCGAGUAUAACUUCAGUUGAUAAGCUAGACGAAGAAGAGCUUGAACUCCUCACUCUUUCGAGGCAUGSUUCGAGGGAUGAUCUCUUUGACAACGAGUAUGCAGAAAAUGACGAUUUAUCUGAAAGUCUUGAGGACGACUCAUUUGAGAAUGAUGCAUCAAGCUCUCAGACAUUGCUGCAAAAUGAGGCUAUUCAGCACCAGAAGGAAUCUCUCCAUCAUGCUGCUUUUGUKGGGAACUUAGAUAUGAUGCAUAGUCUUGUUAAAUAUAGAGUUGAUAUCAAUGGACGAGAUAGCUUUGGCCAGACACCUCUACAUUGCUCGAUUCUUGGACAGCAGUUAAAAGCAACUCAAUUUCUUUUGGAUCAUAAAGCAAAGGUCCAUGUUUUGGACCACAAGCAAGAUUCACCUAUUCAUGCUGCAGUACGUACAGGGAACAUCAAGCUGUUGGAGGAAUUACUGGUUGAUCCAAGGAUUGAUAUCAACUUCAAUGGCAGAGAAAAGGUCACUGCAUUGCAUGUUGCUGCACAAAUGGACCAUGAGAAGUCACUAGAAAUAUGCCAAAUAUUGUUGUUGUCAGGUGCUGAUAUCACUGCAAAAGACAUCAAUGGCAGAACACCUUUAUGCCUGGCUGUUAUCAAAGGUGCCCAGGCAAUCACUGACUGUCUAUUCCGCCAUGCACAAGCUAAAAAGAAUUGUAGGAUKGAUGAACUUCUCUAUAAUGUAGACCAAAAUGGCAGCAACAUAUUGCAUUUUGCUGUUGACACAGGACAACUACAGWUGGUUGAGAUCUGUCUGUCUUAUGGAGCAAGAGUUGAUAGAAUUAAGGAAUCUGAUGGUACGACUGCUGUUCACAUGGCUUGCACUUAUGGUUCACUCGAGAUCCUCAAAGCAUUACUGAAGUCUGUUUCCUUUGUGUAUUCGUAUUCACUGCCUGACAAACAAGGACUGACUUGUCUGCACAAAGCAGCAAUGUAUGAUCAUAUAGAAAUWAUAAAGUUCCUAAUAAAACAGGGUAUUGACUUAAAUGACUUGGACCAUGAUCARCGUACACCCCUCUUAYUAGCAGCAUCACGUGGAUGUACAAGYGCAGUCGAGCUGCUGUUGGAAGAGGGUGCUGAUUCURCUCURAAGGAUGCUAAACUCAGAACUGUYCUUCAUUGUGCUGUGGGACAUUCAGAAACACUCACUGCUUUGUUGAAGCAUGUUAGCGUACGUAACAUGAUGAACACAGUUGAUGAACAAGGAUCAACUGCUUUACACUAUGCAGCGCAGGGAGGCUUCUUAAAGAAUGUGUCUCUACUACAACAGCGCUGGACUCGCGACCGCGGAUCUAACAAGUAUUCCAACAGAAUACGAAACCACAAUGGGGACCUACCGCUGCACUUGGCUGCGAGGUAUGGAUGGAUUGACGUUGCUAAGAAACUGCUCCAAUCACGAGACUUCCGUCAAAUCGACAUCGCCAAUGACCAUGACAAAACACCUUUGCAUUGCGCAGCUGAGGAGGGGCAUAGUAACAUGGUAGCCGUACUGCUGGACCACCAGGCCAGUGUAACUAAAGACAGAGACGGUAAGACACCACUCCACAUGGCCGCCGCCAAGGGAUCGUUAAAAUCAGUUGUAAAAAUUGUACGGGCCAAGCCAAGAAGCAUCAAUGAAGUUGAUAAGGAUUUGAACACCGCUCUUAACUUGGCGUCACAAGCAGGCCACGCCCAUAUUGUCUGCUAUCUCCUGUCAAUYAAAGAACAAAACGUCACUCUCAAUGCGUUCAACCAGAACGUUCUUGACGUAGCAGUCGCCAAUGAACACGCUGAGGUUGCCAUGGCGUUAGCGGAACAUAAGAGAUGGAAGGAUGUCCUGAAUCGAGCUGCACGUGGCGCGGAAAGCCAAAUACAGCUUCUUGUAAGAAGGCUGCCGCACGUAGCUGAGCGUUUUCUUGAUAACUGUAUCACUACCAAUGGAUCACCUGACAGUCCUGCUUACAAGGUAUCGUAUGAUUUUCAUUUUCUACAAGGAAUGCCUGAGGAGAACGACUAUUCUUUUUGCUCCUUGGAUGCACUAGAGACGAUGGUCAGAUACAAAAGACUGGAAUGUCUAACUCAUCCAUUGUGCCAGGCGUUCCUCGACAUUAAAUGGCGAAAGGUCGGUCUUAACGAAGUGAUACCACAAUUCGUAUUAUUCUUUACCUAUAUUUUGUCUCUGGGAUGCUUGAUUCUAUUCCAGCCGUGCGGACGACCCAACGACUACAAACAUCUUGAUCUUAAUUCAACGUGUGUACCAGGAGACAUUAUCUACUAUGGAACUUGGGUAAGUUAA